This is a messenger RNA of Propithecus coquereli (Coquerel's sifaka), 3973 nucleotides long. RefSeq names its product oxysterol binding protein-like 1A (gene OSBPL1A). The transcript is spliced from 27 exons. Gene Ontology annotation, molecular function: protein binding; cholesterol binding. Gene Ontology annotation, cellular component: membrane; cytosol; intracellular membrane-bounded organelle. Lineage: Eukaryota; Metazoa; Chordata; Mammalia; Primates; Indriidae. The record is from RefSeq and is a predicted model, not a curated record. The coding region runs from base 1 to 2853 and encodes 950 amino acids.
AUGAACACAGAAGCAGAACAACAGCUUCUCCAUCAUGCCAGAAAUGGUAACGCUGAAGAAGUGAGACAACUGUUAGAAAGUAUGGAGAGGAACGAAGGGAUUGCUGACAUUAAUUGCAAAGGAAGAAGUAAGUCUAAUUUGGGCUGGACACCUCUUCAUCUGGCAUGCUAUUUUGGACAUAGACAAGUGGUCCAGGAUCUGUUGCAGGCUGGUGCAGAAGUGAAUGUGUUAAAUGACAUGGGAGACACGCCACUUCAUCGAGCUGCCUUUACAGGACGAAAGGAGUUGGUAAUGCUUCUUUUAGAAUGCAAUGCCGAUACUACUGUUGUUAAUGGGAGUGGACAGACAGCAAAAGAAGUCACUCAUGACAAAGAAAUCAGAAACAUGCUUGAAGCUGUCGAAAGGACUCAACAAAGAAAGCUUGAAGAAUUACUUUUAGCAGCCACAAGAGAAGGAAAAACAACAGAACUCACAGCUCUGCUCAACAGGCCCAAUCCUCCUGAUGUUAACUGUUCGGAUCAGUUAGGAAAUACACCCUUGCAUUGUGCAGCUUACCGGGCCCAUAAACAGUGUGCCUUAAAGCUUCUAAAAAGUGGAGCAGACCCUAAUCUGAAGAACAAAAAUGAUCAGAAACCUCUUGACCUUGCCCAGAGUGCUGAAAUGAAACACAUUCUUCUUGGUAAUAAGGUCAUCUAUAAAGCAUUGAAACGAUACGAAGGCCCUCUCUGGAAGAGUUCAAGAUUUUUUGGCUGGAGAUUAUUCUGGGUAGUGUUAGAGCAUGGAGUCCUUUCAUGGUAUAGGAAGCAGCCUGAUGCAGUUCAUAAUAUUUAUCGCCAGGGAUGCAAACACCUGACUCAAGCAGUGUGCACGGUAAAAUCCACUGAUAGCUGCCUCUUCUUUAUUAAAUGCUUUGAUGAUACUCUUCUUGGCUUCAGGGUUCCUAAGAAUAGCCUUCAACAGUCAAGAGAGAAUUGGCUGGAAGCAAUAGAAGAACAUUCUGCUUACAGCACUCACUACUGUUCCCAGGACCAGUUGACCGAUGAUGAAGAGGAAGAUGCGGUUUCUGCUGUAGACUUGAAGAAAUCCUUAGAGUGGUUUUCAGUAUAUUCGGAAUUACGCUUCUGUGACCAUCAGUGGGCUUUUAAAACAAUAUCUUCACCAAGAGCCAUCAAAAAAAUGCUUCCAUCAUUUCUUCAGAAAGUCGAAGUAGUGUCUGAAGCUUCUAGAGAAACUUGUACAGCUUUGAGUGAUUGUCUUAAUCUCUUCACUAAACAAGAAGGGGUGAGGAAUUUUAAAUUGGAACAGGAACAAGAGAAAAACAAAAUUUUGUCAGAAGCACUGGAGACUCUAGCCACUGAACAUCAUGAAUUAGAGCAGUCUCUGGUUAAAGGAUCCCCACCUCUCAGCAUCCUUAGUGAGGACGAGUUCUAUGAUGCACUGUCAGAUUCCGAGUCCGAGCAGUCCCUGAGUAGAUUGGAGGCAGUGACCGCACACUCCUUUGAAGAGGAAGGAGAACAUUUGAGCAGUAGAAGACACAGAAUGUCCGAAGGAAAAGAUUGUGGUGGUGGAGAUGCUCUCUCCAAUGGCAUCAAAAAACACAGAACAAGCUUGCCCUCUCCUAUGUUUUCCAGAAAUGACUUCAGUAUCUGGAGCAUCCUCAGAAAAUGUAUUGGAAUGGAGCUAUCCAAGAUCACCAUGCCAGUCAUAUUUAAUGAGCCUUUGAGCUUCCUUCAGCGACUGACUGAAUACAUGGAGCACACAUACCUCAUCCACAAGGCCAGUUCCCUUUCUGAUCCUGUGGAAAGGAUGCAGUGUAUAGCUGCAUUUGCUGUAUCUGCUGUUGCGUCUCAGUGGGAACGUACUGGAAAACCUUUCAACCCACUUCUGGGAGAGACUUACGAAUUAGUUCGAGAUGACCUUGGAUUCAGACUCAUCUCUGAACAGGUCAGCCAUCACCCCCCAAUCAGCGCAUUUCAUGCAGAAGGAUUAAACAAUGAUUUCAUCUUUCAUGGCUCAAUAUAUCCCAAACUGAAGUUCUGGGGAAAGAGUGUGGAAGCAGAACCCAAAGGAACCAUCACUUUGGAGCUCCUUGAACACAGUGAAGCAUAUACAUGGACAAACCCCACCUGCUGUGUGCAUAACAUCAUUGUGGGUAAACUCUGGAUUGAGCAGUACGGCAACGUGGAAAUCAUAAACCACAAGACUGGGGACAAGUGUGUGUUGAAUUUUAAGCCAUGUGGCCUUUUUGGUAAGGAAUUACACAAAGUUGAAGGCUACAUCCAAGAUAAAAGCAAAAAGAAGCUCUGUGCGCUUUAUGGGAAGUGGACUGAAUGUUUAUACAGUGUUGAUCCUGCCACUUUUGAUGCUUACAAAAAAAAUGAUAAGAAAAAUACCGAAGAGAAGAAAAACAGCAAACAGAUGAGCACUGCUGAGGAGUCCGAUGAGAUGCCAAUGCCAGAUUCUGAAAGUGUGUUCAUCAUCCCCGGAAGCGUUCUCCUGUGGCGAAUAGCCCCACGGCCUCCAAAUUCUGCCCAGAUGUAUAAUUUUACUAGUUUUGCAAUGGUUUUGAAUGAAGUAGACAAGGAAAUGGAGAGUGUGAUUCCUAAGACGGACUGCAGGUUGCGGCCUGACAUCAGAGCCAUGGAAAAUGGAGAGAUAGAUCAAGCUAGUGAAGAAAAGAAACGACUUGAGGAAAAACAAAGAGCAGCCCGCAAAAAUAGGUCCAAGUCGGAAGAGGACUGGAAGACGAGGUGGUUCCAUCAAGGUCCUAAUCCCUACAAUGGAGCACAGGACUGGAUUUACUCCGGCAGCUACUGGGACAGAAACUACUUCAAUUUGCCUGACAUUUAUUAAAAUGAAGAAAAGUCAGGGUGUUUAAUCUACAAAUAAGUCUUAAAUCUAUGUUUUUAAAUUUUUUCUCUUGGUUUCUACUCAUCUUUUAAAAAUGAAAAACCUACUCAUGAGAUAAUUUGCAUUUCACCCAACAAAAGUAGGGCCUAGGUGAUAUUGGUAGCGAAAGUCUUAGGAAAAAUGCAUAAUUUUGCUAUAAAAUGUACUUAUUUGGAAUACUAUUUUAUAUAGAGGUAAGAAGAACUGCUGGGGGAGUAUGCUUUUUAUGGUUGCCAUUGCCAUAUUUACUGAAGGUUUAUACCUAAAUGUAACUUUAGCUUUAUGGAAUUAUAUAGUAAUACCAAAUCAAGUUAUUUUGAAAUUUUUAUGCUGUCAUGCUUAAAUGUUCUAGAUAUAACUUUGAAAUUGUUUGGAAUUCUCCUAUACAAUGUUUAUGUGCUCAAAUGUAGAGGUUAUGUCAUUUUGUAAAGACUCCAUUGAUAAGAAGGGUUUUAUUCAUAUUAAUCCUCUCAAUUUUACCCCUUCCAAGCUCCAAAAAGAAAAUAUGCCUGAAUAUUCAGAGUAGGUAUUCCCCAUUUGAAAAUUCUAAAGAAUUAAACUGGAAAAGUAUUUAUUUAUUUUAGUGCUCUGAAUUUCCCUUUAUAAUUUGCUGUAAUCAGUGUCAUUAAGUUUAAAUUGUACAUUUUAACUGAAAAUAUGUAUAAAAUCUAGUAAUUCACAAAAUGCCCUAGAAAUAUAGAUUUUAAUCACCAUUACAUGACAAACCUUUUUAAAUGCUUCAACUUCCAGUGGCAAAUGCCACCAAAGAAAUUAAGUUGCACUCGUGUAUGUAUUAUAAGUAUCAAAUUAUAUAAAAGGAGGUCUUGUGCAUUUCAAGUUUGCAAGGCACCUGUGUACUUAAAAUAUGUAUGGAGACCUACUGUACAGUAGAGCUUUGCCCCUUUAAUUGGGGUACAUUAAUCUUACAGUAUUUAUCUACCAAACUCCAGACUGAGAUACUGCUUCAAGGGGCCUUAGGUAGCUGCCAGUAAAUUAUUUUAAUUGCUCUCUUGAAGUUAACAAGUGUUAUAAUGAAAUAAUAAUCUACCUGAUGCUAAAUAAAGGCUUUAGAAUGUUCCAAAAA